AGAUUAUAUACGUGUAUUGCGCGCGGCGUGGCGCUGGCGCUUAAAAUCAAAAAGAGGUUAUUUAGUAUGAAAUUGCAGCCCAUGGUGCUUCCUCUACCAUAUUGCAGCCAUGGUAUAAAUAUUUAUACCAUGAUUACAACCUGACUGAGCCUGAUGCGCUCAAUGUAGAACCAUCAUAAUAUAGACUAAUGUAAACUAAUUGUACAAUUUUGGGUCUCAUUUGAAGUUCAAGUAACAUUAAAGAAUCUGAUAGCCAAAGGUGACGAAGAAGAAGACUAAUAAAAUUCACAUAAGGUCAUAUCGGCUCAACGGUUGAAGUCGGCAGUCAUAAAAAGAGAAGAAGACUAAAAUUCACAACAGAAAAAAAAUCCUAAAAAUUAUAGUUUGAAAAAAAUUAAGAAAUUUACGAAAUGUUUACUUUUAUGAAAUUGCUAUUCGUGCUUAUCAACAUAUUCACGGCACUAUUUCUUUUUUAUAUUUAUUUAGAAUUUAUAUUAGAUAUGUGUUUUCACUGGCUCUUCAACAACGUUCAAGAUAUGCAGCAAUAUGAUUAUAUUAUUGUUGGUGCCGGUAGCGCUGGUGCAAUUUUAGCAUCGCGUCUAGCAAAGGAUAAUUAUAGCGUAUUAUUGCUAGAAGCAGGUGGUACUGCUCCAAUUUUGCUUGAUAUACCAUUCUUGGCACCGAUGAUUCAGAAUACUGUUUAUGAUUGGCAAUAUGUCACCGUUCCUCAAAAGCAUGCGUGUAAAGGCUUAAUCAAUAACCAAAGCAGAUGGCCUAGAGGUAAAGUUCUUGGAGGCACAAGUCGUCUAAAUUAUAUGGCUUAUGUAUUAGGACAUCGACUAGAUUAUGAGAAAUGGUUCCCAAAUUUUAUUGAAUCAGUUGCAAACAAUGAUGAAGAAAUAAAUAUUAGUGAAAUGAGAUGGACCACUGGUUUUGCUGAUAUAUUUUUGAAGGCAAUAAAGGAACUAAAUCACAAUAUUAGCAACAUAAAUUCACACUUGGACAAAGGUUUUAUGAAAGCUCAGUUAACAAUGAAGAAUGGUAGAAGAUGGAGUACAGACAAGAUAUUGUAUAAAAAAUCCAAUCAUGCUUUAACUAUACUUACUCAUGCACGUGCCGUUAAAAUAUUGAUAAACCUGGAUAAAGUUGAGGGAAUUGAAUUUGUUAGAUUUGGUAAUAAAUAUACAGCGAUAGCAACGAAGGAUGUUAUUUUAAGCGCCGGCACUGUUGAAAGUCCAAAAUUGUUGAUGUUAUCUGGAAUUGGUCCAAAAAAGCAUUUGGAGGAAUUCGGUAUUAAUGUAAUUAAUGAUUUGCCAGUUGGUCAAACUUUGAUGGAUCAUAUAUUAACCGGUCUUGACUUGGUUAUACUCAAUACGAGUCUUGGAUUGAAUUUUUCUGAUAUCUUUAAUCCUAUAUCAGCCUUCAAUUACUUCUUUUUUGGAAAGGGACCAUGGACAUCAUCAGGAGUAGAAGUAUUAGGGACUUUUCAAAGCCCUUUACAUGCAAAUGAAUCUACAGUACCAGAUUUGCAGUUGAUGAUGUUACCUUUAGGAGUGUCAAAAGACAAUGGCGUUAUAUUAAAAAAAGCAAUGGGAAUUUCUGAUGAGGUCUACAGCAAAUAUUUUGCUGCAUUUUCACACCAAGAUACAAUAACAAUUGCACCUGUAUUAUUACAUCCUAAAAGUAGUGGAGAAUUACGAUUGCAAAGCAGCGAUUUCUUUCACGAGCCGCUGAUUGAUCCAAAAUAUUUGUCAAAUGAGGACGACAUCGACACUCUCAUAGAAGGUAUAUAUUUUGUAAAAGAACUCUUGAACACGACCGUUAUGAGAGCUCAUGGUGCAUCUCUCAAUAGAAGAGUUUUCCCCGGUUGUGAGAACCAUGUUUUUGAUACCAGAGAUUAUUGGAGAUGUUACAUACAACAGUUAACACUGACAUCUUACCAUCCGGCCGGUACAUGUCGCAUUGGCGACGUUGUUGAUACAACAUUUAAAGUUUACAAUAUAAAAAAUUUAUAUGUCGUGGAUGCAUCAGUUCUUCCAUCAUUACCAAGCGGAAAUAUCAAUGCGCCUGUGAUUGCAUUGGCACAAAGAGCGGCCCGUAUUCUUAUUGAAAGAAGGAAAGCAGAACAAAAAAGAAAUCUUCAAAAACAGUCUAAAUCAUAUUAUGUUUGUUACGUAUUUAAUAUUUGUAUCAAUAUCGUGUGAUUUAUUGUGUAAAUAUGCAAAUAAAAUUUAUAAUUAACUAGCUCAUUAAUAUUGAUAUUCCAAUGUACAUACACAAAAAUGGAUUGUCAUUGAUUUAAUAAUACAUUCAUCGAUGUAAUAUGAAAAA
Messenger RNA from Wasmannia auropunctata (little fire ant), 2331 nucleotides. Its product is annotated as glucose dehydrogenase [FAD, quinone]-like. Lineage: Eukaryota; Metazoa; Arthropoda; Insecta; Hymenoptera; Formicidae. The record is from RefSeq and is a predicted model, not a curated record. The transcript has 11 exons. Bases 411 to 2204 code for a protein of 597 amino acids. Gene Ontology annotation, molecular function: ecdysone oxidase activity; flavin adenine dinucleotide binding.